This is a messenger RNA of Dendrobium catenatum, 2588 nucleotides long. RefSeq names its product transketolase, chloroplastic-like. Gene Ontology annotation, cellular component: cytosol. The record is from RefSeq and is a predicted model, not a curated record. The coding region runs from base 72 to 2306 and encodes 744 amino acids. Gene Ontology annotation, molecular function: transketolase activity. NCBI's taxonomy places the organism in Eukaryota, Viridiplantae, Streptophyta, Magnoliopsida, Asparagales, Orchidaceae. The transcript is spliced from 7 exons. Gene Ontology annotation, biological process: pentose-phosphate shunt.
AGCAGACAGAGAGAGAGAUAGAGAGAGAGAGAGAGAGAGAGGGGAAAGCGAGGUACGGAGGGAAAAUUGCCAUGGCCGCUUCUUCUUCCAUCACCAACGCUCAGUCCCUUUUGGUUCGCUUCAUUUCCGGCCACCACUCCGCCACCCUUGUCCACCCGGACCAGAUCUCUAUCCCGACCGGAUUUGGCCGUAGCUCGCGAGCUGGCCGAGGCCUAAGGGUCUCCUCCCGCCCGCUUCCGGCGGCAUCGACGCCCCGCCUUUUGAAUCCUCCGCGUGCGGCCGCGGUCGAGACGCUGGAGGGCAAAGCCGGAACGACUGAGCUUGUCGAGAAGUCGAUCAACACGAUACGGUUCCUGGCCAUCGAUGCGGUCGAGAAGGCGAAUUCGGGUCAUCCUGGGCUGCCUAUGGGUUGCGCCCCCAUGGGUCACAUCCUUUACGAUGAGGUCAUGAGGUAUAACCCAAAGAAUCCCUAUUGGUUCAACCGCGACCGUUUCGUGCUCUCUGCUGGCCAUGGCUGCAUGCUCCAGUACGCUCUUCUGCAUCUCGCUGGUUAUGACAGCGUCCAGGAGGAAGACUUGAAGCAGUUCCGUCAGUGGGGAAGCAAAACACCUGGUCAUCCUGAGAACUUUGAAACACCGGGUGUUGAAGUCACAACUGGUCCUCUGGGUCAGGGAGUUGCCAAUGCUGUCGGAUUAGCACUUGCUGAGCGACAUCUUGCAGCUCGUUUCAAUAAACCUGAUAAUGAGAUUGUCGAUCACUAUACAUAUGUUAUUCUUGGAGAUGGUUGUCAAAUGGAGGGCAUUUCGAAUGAAGUUUGUUCUCUUGCUGGGCAUUGGGGUCUUGGCAAAUUGAUUGCUUUCUAUGAUGAUAAUCACAUUUCAAUUGAUGGGGACACAGAGAUUGCAUUUACUGAAGAUGUGACUGCCCGUUUUGACGCCCUUGGUUGGCACACUAUUUGGGUGAAGAGUGGCAACACCGGCUACGAUGACAUCCGAGCUGCAAUCAAUGAAGCGAAGGCUGUCAAGGACAAGCCCACAUUGAUCAAGGUCACAACUACCAUUGGGUAUGGCUCACCCAACAAGGCAAACUCAUACAGCGCACAUGGAAGUGCAUUAGGUGCAAAGGAAGUUGAUGCAACAAGGCAGAACCUUGGAUGGCCAUAUGAGCCUUUCCAUGUGCCUGAGGAUGUGAAGAGCCAUUGGAGCCGCCAUGUCCCCGAAGGUGCUUCUCUUGAAGCAGAAUGGAAUGCAAAAUUUUCUGAGUAUGAGAAGAAGUACAAAGAGGAAGCAACAGAGCUGAAAGCCAUCAUCUCUGGAGAACUUCCUGCAGGAUGGGAGAAAGCUCUGCCGACUUACACCCCGGAGAGCAACGCAGAUGCCACUCGGAACCUCUCUCAGCAAUGCCUUAACGCACUUGCGACUGUCCUCCCAGGUUUCCUUGGAGGAAGUGCUGAUCUUGCUUCCUCCAACAUGACAUUAUUGAAAAGCUUUGGGGACUUCCAAAAGGCCUCUCCAGAGGAGAGAAAUCUCCGUUUUGGUGUUAGAGAACAUGGUAUGGGUGCCAUCUGCAAUGGAAUUGCUCUCCACAGUCCUGGUCUCAUUCCCUACUGUGCAACAUUUUUUGUUUUCACUGACUACAUGAGAGCGGCAAUAAGGAUCUCAGCUUUGUCUGAAGCCGGAGUCAUUUAUGUCAUGACACAUGAUUCUAUUGGUCUUGGUGAAGAUGGCCCUACUCAUCAGCCCAUUGAGCAUUUGAUGAGCUUCAGAGCCAUGCCCAACAUUUUGAUGCUCAGGCCAGCCGAUGGAAAUGAAACUGCUGGUGCUUACAAGGUUGCAAUCCUUAACAAAAAGAGGCCAUCAAUCCUUGCUCUUUCACGACAGAAGCUUUUGCAGCUUGCAGGGACUUCAAUAGAAGGAGUACAGAAGGGAGGGUAUGUUAUCUCAGAUAAUUCUUCUGAUAACAAGCCAGAUAUCAUUCUCGUCGGCAGCGGCUCGGAGUUGGAAAUCGCCGUCAAGGCUGCCGAUGAGUUAAGGAAGGAAGGAAAGACUGUUCGAGUUGUUUCGCUUGUGUCUUGGGAAUUGUUUGAUGAGCAGUCCGAUGAAUACAAGGAGAGUGUCUUCCCUGCAGCUGUGACUGCUAGAGUAAGUAUUGAGGCUGGAACCACAUUUGGUUGGGAGAAAUUUGUUGGAAGGAAGGGUAAGGCUAUUGGGAUCGACCGGUUUGGAGCCAGUGCUCCUGCUGGGAGAAUAUACAAGGAGUUUGGCUUGACGCCGGAGAAUGUCAUUGCUGCAGCUAAGAGUUUAUAAUCUUACUCUAGAUUUAAGCCAUUUAUCCUUUAGGAAGAGAAUCCUGUCUCUCAGACCAUCGCUGGAGUUUCUAGGGACAGAUGAGAGAACAGUUUGAGAUGAUUCGCUUCUGCUUGCUGGAUGCAAUAAAAUUUGAUCAUUUUACUUUAGAUCUUUCCUCACGUAUGUUAUUGAGCCUGAUUGUUGUACUGAACUGCCUUUUCUAUAUAACUACAUGUUCUAUGUACUACUUAAUUUUGAAUGAUUUACAUGAGAAUAAAUGAAUUGCGUUAUGGAGUUCAA